Molecule: messenger RNA, 3444 nt
Organism: Myiozetetes cayanensis
Lineage: Eukaryota; Metazoa; Chordata; Aves; Passeriformes; Tyrannidae
Gene: TRPC4AP
Product: transient receptor potential cation channel subfamily C member 4 associated protein
Exons: 20
Coding region: 19-2412 (797 amino acids)
Biological process (GO): ubiquitin-dependent protein catabolic process
Cellular component (GO): Cul4A-RING E3 ubiquitin ligase complex
Molecular function (GO): phosphatase binding
Source: RefSeq, a predicted model, not a curated record
UCGGCUCCCAGCCGGGCCAUGGCGGCCAUCGCGAGGGGCGGCCCCGGCGCCCGCGGGGCCCGAGCCGCCACCACCACCAACAUCGUGUCGCAGCUGCGGCGCGGGCAGCUCAGCGGCCGCGGGCUCACCCGCGGGGCGCAGAUCACAGAGGCCUUGUUAAAGGAAAGAGAUAAGCAAGCAAAGUGGAAUGGGAUUCCCUUGCUGUUGCAGAAGCUGUAUGAGCACAGCCACCCAAACAGCGACUUCUCCCAGUGCCAAAGCAUCCUAAAGGAAAUUUCUCCCCUUCUUUCAAUGGAAGCCAUGGCAUAUGUUACAGAGGACAGAAAAGCUGCUCAAGAGUCCACUUUCCCAAAUACGUACACGUUCGACUUAUUCGGAGGAGUCGAUCUUUUGGUAGAAAUUCUCAUGAGACCAACUCUUAUUACCCAGAAAAAGAAGCAGAAAAGUUCCCUGAGCCCUUGUGAGGAGAGGGACUGUCCUGGUGCACUCUGUGCCCUUCAGCCAGGGAACUUCAAAGUAAGUGAUGACCUCAUCAAGGACUGUCUCAGCAUACUGUACAACACGUGUCUGUGUACGGAAGGAGUCACGAGGCGACUGGCAGAAAGAAACGACUUCGUGUUGUUCCUGUUUACACUGAUGACAAACAAAAAGACAUUCCUGCAAACUGCAACGCUCAUUGAAGAUAUCCUGGGAGUUAAAAAGGAAAUGAUCCAGCUGGAUGAUAUUCCCAACCUGGCCAGCCUGGUGUCCAGCUUUGACCAGCAGCAGCUGGCAAACUUCUGCAGGAUCCUGGCUGUCACCAUUUCUGAGCUCGACACGGGCAGUGAUGACAAGCACACUCUUCUUGCCAAAAAUGCCCAGCAGAAAAAAAACCUGGGUCCUUCUCGAGCUGAGAUUAAUCAAGCUACACUUCUGAAUAUUCCAGGCUUCAUAGAGAGAUUGUGCAAACUGGCAACACGGAAAGUGUCUGAAACCACAGGUACUUCCAGCUUCCUCCAGGAACUGGAAGAGUGGUACACCUGGCUGGACAAUGCACUGGUUCUGGAUGCACUGAUGAGAGUGGCAAAUGAAGAGGCAGAGCAGAGCAGUACAGAGUCUUCAGAUGAAAGUGGGUUGGCCAACAGCUCGACACGGACGCAGCUUCCACAGUCCAUGAAGAUCAUGCACGAGAUCAUGUACAAGCUGGAGGUGUUGUACGUUCUCUGUGUGCUGCUCAUGGGGAGGCAGAGGAAUCAGGUUCAUAAAAUGAUUGCAGAGUUCAGGCUCAUUCCUGGCCUCAAUAACUUGUUUGACAAACUGAUCUGGAGGAAGCAUUCAGCAUCAGCCCUGGUUCUGCAUGGACACAACCAAAAUUGUGACUGCAGCCCAGACAUUACUUUAAAGAUACAAUUCUUGAGGCUUCUUCAGAGCUUCAGUGAUCACCACGAGAACAAGUAUCUCCUCCUAAACAGCCAAGAACUGAAUGAGCUGAGUGCAAUCUCCCACAAAGCCAACAUCCCUGAAGUUGAUGCAGUUGUCAACACUGACAGGAGUCUUGUCUGUGAUGGGAAGAGAGGUUUGUUGACCAGACUGCUUCAGGUCAUGAAGAAGGAACCAGCUGAGUCUUCCUUCAGAUUUUGGCAAGCAAGGGCGGUCGAAAGUUUCCUUCGAGGCACCACCUCCUAUGCAGACCAGAUGUUCCUGCUCAAGAGAGGACUCCUGGAGCAUAUUCUGUACUGCAUCGUUGACAGCGAGUGCAAAUCACGGGAUGUGCUUCAGAGUUACUUUGACCUUCUGGGAGAACUGAUGAAAUUCAAUAUUGAUGCAUUCAAGAGGUUCAACAAGUACAUCAACACAGAUGAGAAGUUCCAGAUAUUUUUAAACCAGAUCAACAGUUCCUUGGUUGACUCCAACAUGCUGGUUCGCUGCAUCACACUGUCCCUGGACCGGUUUGAGAAUCAGUCUGAUGCUAAAGUGGCAGAGGUCCUGUCCGAGUGCCGCCUCUUGUCCUACAUGUCCCAGAUGUCCAUGAGAAUGUCCUUCCUUUUCCGUCUCAUUAAUAUUAUCCAUGUACAGACACUCACACAGGAAAAUGUCAGCUGUUUGAACACAAGUUUAGUUAUCCUAAUGCUGGCCCGGAGGAAAGAAAAGCUCCCUUUUUACCUGCGCACCUUGCAACAGAUGGAAUACACGGAAAAGUACCCUGGAUUCAUCCUGAACAACUUCCACAGCCUCCUGCGAUUCUGGCAGCAGCAUUACCUCAACAAGGACAAAGACAGCACCUGCUUAGAAAAUAGCUCCUGUAUUAGUUUUACCUACUGGAAAGAGACUGUAUCUAUACUGCUCAGUCCGGACCGGACGUCCCCCUGUGCCAUAGUCAGCUACAUCGACGAGGCGUACAUGGACAUUGACAGAGACUUUGUGGAGGAGUAAUCCUUGGCUCCAGCUUCCGAUGGACAGCGCUUGGAGGGUCCCUUGCAGCCCGUGGAUUUUCAGGGAUACGCUGUGUAGUGUGUGUGAGAGUGUGAGGAGCACUGUCAAACCCCAGCCCCUCCCGGUCCCCAGCUCUGAUCUCUGACCCAUGAGACUUCGGGCAGCUCUCUGGGCAACACAUUCAGGGAUGUAUCUUCCAGUUGUUCUGGGAUAAAAAUAACCACCUGCAAAAACCAGCCUCAGUUUAUUUUUUUUUCUCUCCCUCUCCCGGUCCAGCAGGGUGGUCAGAGAUGGUUUUGCUGACAGUGAGGAUACUCUGUAUGUGCCAACCGAGUUGUGGCUCUCUCCUGGCAUGUCAAAAGCACAGCAAUUGCCCUCCAAAUGUGAGGUCCAAGGAGCCAGUCUGACCAGGAUCCCAACACCAGCCACGUGCAGAGCCCCCAUGGGGACCCCCUUCAGGUGUAACCUUUCUGCUGGGGUUUGGAAUCAGGGGUUUAGGGUUGGGUAGAGCAUGAGUGAGUGUGUGUGUGUGUGUGGGUGUGUGUGCUUUUAAUUCCUGAGAGCCCUAGCUCCAGUCACCUCUUCACCAUCUCCUUUUGGAUCAUUUGGUACUAAAUCUGUGCAUUAGGAGAGAACCUCUGCUCCUGCUGUCUUUCCUGCAGAUCCUUCCCACCUGGAGGUGUUUUACAAAGCUGCAGAGAACAGAGACAUUCGAGCAGUGGUGGAAUUGCAACAGGGGUUGGCUUUUUCACGGAGCACUAGCAUUAAAAUGUACUAAUUUUUUAAACUUGCGGCUUGUCCCUUCUCUUGGGUAACUAAUCUGGUUUUAAAAUCCUUUUCAGGACCAUUGCUCUUGAUGUUAACCUGCUAUGCCUGGAAGUCUUAUGUCAGUCUCUUGCUUUCAGUCCUUAAUAUCAACACACACAUUAAUCUUGAAGUGCAAUAUUUACUGGAGAUGUCCGUAUUUCCUGCAUCUGUUUUAAUCAGAAUGUGUUAAAUGCUGGGAAUAAACACUCCUGUUCCUGAAAGUAA